AUGCGGAAGUUAAGCCUUCAAUUGCUGCUCGCGGCACAGCCUUCCUGCUACGACCUCUGCGGCGGCUCAGGCGUCUGCCCGGGCUUUUGCGGAGCCGGCCACUCGUGCUGCCGCACUUACUUCCCCGCAGCGGGCUGCCCCGAGGUCUCUUGCAACGGCUACCACUGCUGUGUGCCUGAGGCCGCCAGCCCGGACCCGCCUCCGUCGCCUCCGCGCUCGCCUUCGCCGCUUGGCCCUCCGCCGCCCAUCUCGCCGUUCACGUGCGGCUGCCAGUGGACAAAGAAGUGGCACUGCCCCGGCGAGAAGUCUUCCGGGCCGGUCGCUUCGCCGCGCGGAUGGGAGGACCCGUGCUACGCCUUUUGCUGCAACCGGCCGCCGCCACCGAGCCCUCCGCCGCUGCCUCCCGCCCCACGCGACUGCUGGGCGGGCUGCGGCAGCGUGGCCGGCCCUUGCCACGGCUUUUGCGGCGGCGGGAUGGCGUGCUGCCGGCCGGGCUUCCCCGCCCUCGGCUGCCCCGGGGCAGAGAGCCUCUCGGGGCCGUGCGACGGCUGGUGCGGCCAGGGGCACGCCUGCUGCCGGACUGGCGUCUUCACCCUCGGCUGCCCGGCGACGGCGUGCGACGGCUACCACUGCUGCGUGCCAGCGUACGGCGAGGGUGACGGCCGCGUCAACGUGUUCGGCAUACAGUGCGGCCACGCGCACGUCGCCUCGUACAGCCUGCACCCGACCUCGUCGCCAAACUCGUCCGCCGCCGUCGAGCUGCGCGCCGAGGUGACGGGCGUGAUGGUCGAGUGCGUGUGCGAGUGGACGGCGGAGUACUACUACCCCGGCACCGAGAACCUCCUCGCGUACGAGUCGGGGACGGUCCAAGUCUCGUCCACCGGCGCGGGCCUCAGCGCCACGCUCGGCUUUGGCGGCGAGAACAGCACCGGCGACGGCCUCUGGGGACUCGACGUGGUUCCCGUGCUCGAAGAGUGCUCCGGCGCGUUCCCGAUCUCGCUCGACAAGUUCACGACGCGCAGCACCAACGUGGUCGCCGGCGUCGCCAGCUUUGCGUUUGGCGGCGACGCCCUCGCCGACGGCAUCGUCGGCCGCCUCACGCUGGCGAUGGACGAGGGCUUCUGCGCGUACUUGAUGCCAAAGGUCUACGCGACGACCGCCGAGGAGGUCGGGCCGCUCCUCGGGCAGCUCAACGGCCUCCUCGGCUCGACCGCCCAAGGCACCGUCGACAGUGUCUUCGGCAGCACCAACGCUGGCGUGCACAGCGCUGCGGCGGCGACGGGCUCCUACCUGUCCAAGAACGACACGGCCCUCGCCUCGGGCGUGGACGCGGCGCACGACCUCCUCGCGGCGCAGGCCGAGCAGCACGAGGCGGAGCUCGCCGCGGCGCAGCAGAUGCUCGCCCAGCAGGCAAAGGCGCACGAGGACGAGAUCGCCGCCGCCGCCUCGUGCGGGUUUUGCGGCAGCGGGCACGCCUGCUGCCGCACCGACAGCCCCUGGACAGCAGGCUGCCCGGCGCAGUCGUGCGUCGGCUACCACUGCUGCGUGGACGCGCACUGCGGCGUCGGGCGGGCGUGCUGCAAGACUGGGUGGCACGCGCUCGGCUGUCCUGACGCCAUCACGCCCGCUUGCGAGGGCUACCACUGCUGCGUCGACGCCGGGCCGUGCGACGGCUGGUGCGGCCAGGGGCACGCCUGCUGCCGGACUGGCGUCUUCACCCUCGGCUGCCCGGCGACGGCGUGCGACGGCUACCACUGCUGCGUGCCAGCGCUCUGGGCGGCGGGACUCCAGUGCGCCGACACGCUCGACCUCUGCGGCCAGGCCUGCUCCGCGUGCUGCCGCUCGGCCGACGACCCAGCCAGCCUCGCGCCGAUGCAGCGCGCCGCUCAGCGCCUCGUUGCGGAGGGCGACGCUGCGGCGCGCGAGCCGCAGGGCCUCAUCGGCGCACGGGCCCUGCUGCUCGGCGCGGCCGCGGCGGCUGUCUUGAGCGCUGCGGUGUUGCGGCGCCGCGCCGCCAACGCACGGGCCGCACCUUCCCCGGAUCUGCCGACGCGCCGUCGGCGUCGCGAGGUCCGGCACCCCCUUUUCUGAGGGGUUGGCCCUACGCGCUGUCCCUGUCCAAGUAUGAAGAGAGCGGUAGCAGUUGACUCUGACUCUUGCUGCUGCACUUGAGGCUUGGGCGUGGGGAGAUCACCGGCGUCGAGGGGGGAACCAAUCGGUGCGGACCGCGGUGGUCGUCCGCCAUUACUUUUUAUGCAUAUA
This is a messenger RNA of Emiliania huxleyi CCMP1516, 2262 nucleotides long. RefSeq lists its product as hypothetical. Bases 1 to 2091 code for a protein of 696 amino acids. NCBI's taxonomy places the organism in Eukaryota, Haptophyta, Isochrysidales, Noelaerhabdaceae. The transcript has 9 exons. The record is from RefSeq and is a predicted model, not a curated record.